Torulaspora delbrueckii is the source of this 666-nucleotide messenger RNA. RefSeq names its product Nmd4p (gene NMD4). Bases 1 to 666 code for a protein of 221 amino acids. The record is from RefSeq and is a predicted model, not a curated record. The transcript has a single exon. NCBI's taxonomy places the organism in Eukaryota, Fungi, Ascomycota, Saccharomycetes, Saccharomycetales, Saccharomycetaceae.
AUGAAUACUUAUAAUUUUAUCCUCGAGGCUUCUUCCUUUGAGAAAGGGCUGGGGAAUAUCAAGAGAUGGUGUUUGGAAUGCCCCAAGAGCACGAAAUUAAGACUUUAUAUGCCUACUUUCACUUUGAAUGAAUUGGAUUUCUUAAGAUACAAACGGAAGAGUUUUGUGGCUCGUGAGUCUUUGAAAUUCAUCGAUAGUAUUGAUCAUAGGACGGAAAACCCUGAGAUUAUUAUUGAGUUCCCAGAAAUUUUGGAUAUUAUUUCAUGGUCAGAAGUGCUGGAUUUUGUUAGUGAAAACCCCGGGGAUGUCGAUACAUUGAACAGGUUACCUAGAAGACUGAAGAAUUUGAUCAAGAGUUGUCUGUACAAGUGCCAAUUUGACGACGGUAUGGAUGGCUUGAGAUGGAUUUUGAUCACUGAGGAUCCUCAAGUGAGAAGUCUUGCUAACAUUUGCAGAAUUCCGUGGUGUUCCUUAGUUGACGCAGAUUCUGCCUUGACUAAAGAGAUGAACGUUAAGCAGUACAAGGAAAGCGAAAGAUUCAAUGAGCUUAUGGUCAAGAAUGGUAUUAAAGAAGAGACAAGCCAAUAUGGCCAAAGGGUGGUUAAAACCACUUUCGAGAGUACCGUUUAUGCACCCAGAGGGCGCGGUGAGCUUUGGUCUCCAUGA